This is a messenger RNA of Nannospalax galili (Upper Galilee mountains blind mole rat), 3369 nucleotides long. RefSeq names its product mitogen-activated protein kinase kinase 4 (gene Map2k4). The coding region runs from base 108 to 1223 and encodes 371 amino acids. The transcript is spliced from 11 exons. Gene Ontology annotation, biological process: MAPK cascade; protein phosphorylation. The record is from RefSeq and is a predicted model, not a curated record. Lineage: Eukaryota; Metazoa; Chordata; Mammalia; Rodentia; Spalacidae. Gene Ontology annotation, molecular function: ATP binding; JUN kinase kinase activity.
AGAGCAGUAUUCAUCUAGAGAUCUUCACGGUGUGGACACAGAAGAGCAAUUGCAGUAUAUGCAGGUACUAGAGUCCAGAAAUCUAAAAUCAGGAUGCUGACUGGGCCAUGUUUCUCCUGAAGGCGCUAAGGAGGCUCUUUCCUUCUCUCCUUCCUUUGGAUGGUUCCAAGCUUUCCAGGGCUGUGGUAGCAAGCAUCCCGCCUUUAUCUUCACUUGAUCACCUUCCCUGUCUUUGCCUCUUAGAGAGACUGAGAACACACAGCAUUGAGUCGUCAGGAAAACUGAAGAUCUCCCCUGAACAACACUGGGAUUUCACUGCAGAGGACUUGAAAGACCUUGGAGAAAUUGGACGAGGAGCUUAUGGUUCUGUCAACAAAAUGGUCCACAAACCAAGUGGGCAAAUAAUGGCAGUUAAAAGAAUACGGUCAACAGUGGAUGAAAAAGAACAAAAACAACUUCUUAUGGAUUUGGAUGUAGUAAUGCGGAGUAGCGAUUGCCCGUAUAUUGUUCAGUUUUAUGGUGCGCUCUUCAGAGAGGGUGACUGUUGGAUCUGUAUGGAACUCAUGUCUACCUCGUUUGAUAAGUUUUACAAAUAUGUAUAUAGUGUAUUAGAUGAUGUUAUUCCAGAAGAAAUUUUAGGCAAAAUCACUUUAGCAACUGUGAAAGCACUAAACCACUUAAAAGAAAACUUGAAAAUUAUUCACAGAGAUAUCAAACCUUCAAAUAUUCUUCUGGACAGAAGUGGAAAUAUUAAACUCUGUGACUUUGGCAUCAGUGGACAGCUGGUGGACUCCAUUGCCAAGACAAGAGAUGCUGGGUGUAGGCCAUACAUGGCACCUGAAAGAAUAGACCCAAGUGCAUCCCGACAAGGCUAUGAUGUCCGCUCUGAUGUCUGGAGUUUGGGGAUCACGCUGUACGAGUUGGCCACAGGCCGAUUUCCUUAUCCAAAGUGGAAUAGUGUAUUUGAUCAGCUAACACAAGUGGUGAAAGGAGAUCCUCCACAGCUGAGUAAUUCGGAAGAAAGGGAAUUCUCCCCCAGUUUCAUCAACUUUGUCAACUUGUGCCUUACGAAGGAUGAAUCUAAAAGGCCAAAGUAUAAAGAACUUCUGAAACAUCCCUUUAUUUUGAUGUAUGAAGAACGUACCGUCGAGGUAGCAUGCUAUGUUUGUAAAAUCCUGGAUCAAAUGCCAGCUACUCCCAGCUCUCCUAUGUAUGUCGACUGAUAUCGCUGCUACAUUAGACUCUAGAAAAAAGGGCUGAGAGGAAGCAAGACGUAAUGAUUUCAUCCUGUAUCACAGUGUUUUUACUGCUCGCCCAGACACCAUGUGCAAUAAGAUUGGUGUUCGUUUCCAUCAUGUCUGUAUACUUCUGUCACCUAGAACGUGCAUCCCUGUAAUACCUGAUUGAUCACAGUGUUAGUGCUGGUCAGAGAGACCUCAUCCUGCUCUUUUGUGAUGAACAUAUUCAUGACAUGUGGAAGUCAGUACGAUCAAGUUGUCGACCGUGAUUAGAUCACAUCUUAAAUUCAUUUCUAGACUCAAAACCUGGAAACACAGCUACUGGAAUGGUAUUUUGUCAGACUUCCAAAUCUUGGAAGGACGUGGUGAUGGAUGUAAUAUGACCCGGGCUUGAGUGAGAAGAGCUUGCACAGCCAGCGAGACACAUUGCCUUCUGGAGCUGGGAGACAAAGGAGGAAUUUACUUUCUUCACCAAGUGCAAUAGAUUUACUGAUCUGAUAUUCUGUUGCUUUACAGUCAUAGUCGAUGUUUGGGGAUCAGUGUGCUCAGCCAAACUUCCUGUUUGAAAUAUCAUGUCAAAUUAGAUGAAUUUAUCUUUACUGAAAACCAUGUUGCAUUCAAAGAGGUGAACAUUAAAAUAUUGGGACAGGACAGGAUGUGUUCUUUUAUCCUUUAUCAGUCCUGCUCUUCAGUGGGAAGAUUCAGGAGUCUGCCACUUGCCAUAGAAGGUGCUGCCAACUCAAUGUUCCACCUGCCACCCACCACCGGGACUGACAGAAGAAAACAGUACAGAGGGCAAAGUUUACAGAUGUUUUUAAUUCUAGUCUCUUAUCCGGAACAACUUGUAGCAGCUCUAGAUUUCCCCUUGGCCCUGAGCCUGAUACUUCAGCCAUUGUAGCUCACUAACAGGGAGAAGUAGCUAGCAGCAAUGUGCCUUGACUGAUAAAGAUUUCUUGUAGGCAGCAAAAGACCAAAUCUCAGUUGUUUGCUUCUUGCCAUCACCGGCCUAAGUCUUCAAUUCCUAACUCUUUCCCUUUCCCCAGGGUCUGUUGCCACCAUGUGACUUUCACUCAAUCCAAUAUUUUGCCUUUUUUCAGUCUCAGAAACCCUUAUCAUUACCAGGGAUGUUCCUUACCAUGGGUUCUUAGCCCCAAAUCUCUCACAUGCUCUAAUGUUUCAGAAGUUGAGAAAAGUGGGUGCAGUUGAUGUGGUAGGUGAUGAAGAGGCAGUCUUUUUUAGAGGCACAGGGAAGCAGAGUGAGGGCCUGGAGUGGCAGGCUCCUACAUUAGUGCAUCACCUGUGGAACCCCAGCAGUUCAUCUUCCUUUAACUUGGAAUCUCUGCCCCACCAAAAAGGCAAAAUAUAAAAACUCAGAAUGGUUUUAAGAAGUCCUUAACCCCGUGUGCUCUUUGUCUUCAUUUACCUGCUAUCCAGGCUCUCAGUAGAUCUGGCUUCAGCUUCCCGUACUGAGCAUUAGGCUUGGCAUAGUGGUUAAGGAGCACUGGGAUAUAGUCCAAGAUGCAGGUGACGGAUGCCCUUACAGAAUCAGAUCCUGGUAGGUGUUGCCGUGUCCCCUCCAGGGUGACAGUCGUAACUACUAUAAAACAAUAAAGGGAGAAUGGUGCUGUUUAAAGUUACAUCCCUGUUAAUUGCAGAAUUCAAAACUAAUGUUUCUCUUGGUCCACUGGUCUCAUUUCCCUGUUCUAUCCCUGACGCCCUGCCCUAGCCCUUAGAUGUCCCAGUGUUCUCUGAGGAAGCUUUGCUGUAUGUCUUCCCUCAGCCACGCCAAGCCAUCAUCCUCCAUUGCUCCCAGGACUCAGAGAAUUUGUUUCUCUGCUUUCAGCUUCCUGUCUGGCUCAGCAUAGGCUCACUUUGCCAUUAUGCAAAUGGAGAUCAAAGCAAUUCUGACUGUCCAUGAGCUAUCUGACGUUCUGUUGUGUGGAUGACCACAUAAAAAGGCAAUUUAGUGUAUUAAUCAUAGGUUAUUAUAAACUAUAAAUUUAAGGGCAAGGAGUUUAUUACAAUGUAUCUUUACUAAAACAAAAGGGGGUAUAGUGUUCACAAACUGUGAAAAUAGUGUAAGAACUGUACAUUGUGAGCUCUGGUUAUUUUUCUCUUGUACCAUAUAAAA